Penicillium lagena is the source of this 558-nucleotide messenger RNA. RefSeq lists its product as uncharacterized. The coding region runs from base 1 to 558 and encodes 185 amino acids. The record is from RefSeq and is a predicted model, not a curated record. The transcript is spliced from 2 exons. NCBI's taxonomy places the organism in Eukaryota, Fungi, Ascomycota, Eurotiomycetes, Eurotiales, Aspergillaceae.
AUGCAUCCCAAGGCUCUUCCGCUCCUCCUCUUGUCUGUCGAUCUCAAUCUAAAUCUCAACAGCGAAUCAUCCGCUCUGGCCAACCUGAACUCUCUCACGUUCAACGACUUUACUAACAGUUAUACCCCCUCCGAGCCGACCCAAAAUCCCAAUCACGAAGGCGGAGGCUCCAACAACGGCGGCCAGACCAACAACUCUCCUAGCACGGCCACCCAGGCCCCCAAUAUGCCCACGGGCGGCCUGCCCAAGGUCCCAGCCUCCAUCGAGACCGUCCUGGAGACUGCCGUGCCAGCAUCAUUCUACCAGGUGUUGGAGAACCCGACCUCUCGCUCUUCCAUGUUCAGCGAAUGGCACGAUGGCAACUUCCCUACCUGGUACCAAGAUCUGCCCACUAGUGUCAAGAGCUGGCUGGAUAAGUAUGCCGCAUCUGCUACUGCCGGCGCUGCCGGUGACAGUGGUGGCAACGGAAACAAUGGUGCUGCGUCCUUCUCGGCGGGCGUGAGUGUUGCUUUCAUUGCGGGCGCGGCAUCUAUCCUGUCACUUGCUCUCAUGCUCUGA